AUGAACUUUAAUCCUAAUAUAUUCCAGGGCAAGGAUGGAGCAUCUACUUAUGAUGUUUGGGAACUUAAGGUCAAAUCUAUCAUAAAUGGCAUUAAAAGGCAUGCUGAGUGGGAUGGAGACCAUGCCCAACACCGCACUCUUGAACUUAAAAAUCUACAAAAGACAACGAAGAACAUUGAUUUAGAUAUAUAUCCGGUACAAUUUACUUUCCAAAGUAGUAAUAUUGCUCGACUUGAAGGACAGCCAUUGAUCAUUGGUGAAACUGGUUUUAUCCAGAUAUUUUCGUCUGUACCAAAAAAGUCCUUCUGGGAUCAAGGUAUAACGCAUGUAGCCAGCUUAGGCGAUAUGGGAGAAGUUGGAAUUAAGGAGAUAGGACCGAAACCGCAUAAGCCGCUUUCAGCAGUUUGUACUGACUUGAUAUUUCCAAGCGCUGCCAAAAUUAGUCAUCGAUACGACUUUGCAGAUCGUAUAUUGUUUUCCUUUGAAGUCAAAGUCAGGAUUUUAUACGUGGAAAUUGAAUCGCAAUCUUCCCAUGCUUCCGUUGCAUAUUCCCUGGCGUAUCUAAAUGAAGUUAAUGAAACAUUUAUGCAGGUUCUUAAUGUCGAACGAACACAACGUUCUAAGACUCAAACUUUGACUUUAAAAUCACCUUUGUACACCAAAGCUAUAAAAAUUUACGAUAACGAAAGGAAUGACGAAACCAGUAAUAUAACAAACCAAAUCCAAAUGAUAGUUGUCGGUGGUUGUCCAAGUGCAAUAUUAGAUAAUGGAAAACCAGAUACUAUAAAAGAAGAAUGGACUAUAGAACUUAGCGAAAACAUCAUCAAGACAAAUCCAUAUCUGCAUGUUAUACCUAGGUCAAAAACAACCAUAGAUCCAGUUAAAGUAUUCAAUGAAAUUGAAACGCACUUUGCUCACACUUUCUCCUUGACAUUUCCUUUAUCACAAUUGCAGUUUGAUUGUGUUUUUACCAAGGAUUCGUUGCAAAAUUAUUUACAGGGCACUACAGCUGAACUCAAAUUUGAAAUUAUCAAAAUUGUCAAAAGCUAUAUUGAGCAAGAUCAAGAACUGAAUAUUACAAUUGAUAUCAAAGCAACGAACAAGGAUGAAUAUGAUCGUGGAUUGACUCUAUUGAAUAAAACUAUCAAGUCAGCAAUAGAGAGUCAAACGUGUUCUGCUCAAACAGGUAACCUUCCAUUGCAGUCCGGAAAAUCAGAAAGUACAAACGAAUCGUCGUCUUCAUCUGUGUCAAUCGAAGGCAUAAUUAUCAUUGUGUGUGUUAUCGGUGUACUCCAACUACUAACAUUGGUAUUUUUAGUUGUGAAAACAUUUAGGGAAUCAGCCCAAAAUAAAGCACAACGGCAACCGCCAUUCCAACCACCAACCACCAGUAAUCCAGGAUAUCAGGGGACAACAAAUGACACUUUUGAUGAAUAAGCUGAUGAAAUCGUUAAACAAUUAAUUUUUUGAAGUAUUAUUUCUUCCAUGUUGUUUGAUUGUCCUUUUUUAUGUUUUGUUCAGUCUAUUUGAAAAUUUCUAUAAUUAAUUGCUAGACAGAAUUUGUGAAACUUUAAAAAAAAACUUACUUACCAUAUAUUCAAUUAAAUCUUUAACAUUCUGUAUUUUAUCACGUAAAAGUAAACCAAAACAUCUUAUGAUGUCUUAUUCGCUAAUCAAAACCGUAUACAAGAGAUUUUACCUAUCAUAAUAACAGUGUGACCUUCUAUUUAUAUUUUAAACGGAAUUCUUAUAUGGGCAUCUUUUACAUUUCCUGGGUGGACCUGAGAAGGGUAUGGGGUAUUCUGUAACAAAAUAAUGCGUAGUUAAUACAAUUAAUCCUCCACAAAAUACAGUAUAUCUUUUAUGUAAAAAUGAUUUUCAAUUAUCGAUAAACGUUUCUUUUUUUUUUUAAACCAGUUACACUUCUGAGAAUAAAAAGAAUACAUUUGAUAUUACAACAUAAAACAUAAAUAUAUCGAAAUCGCACCGUUUUUUUUAAUUUUCGAUGGGAAGAUGAAUCAUACCACGUUACCUGUAAAGGUAUAUCACACAACAGAUCAUUUGUCGUCUACACAUUUUGGAAAUAUUCCCGUCCUAUCUUCAUUAUUUAUAAUCGAAAAUCAUCUGGUGUUGUCAUGGUGUUCUUUUUCUUUCUUGAUUUUAAGAUCUGUCAUAAAAUGUAUAUGUUUAUGCGUUCUACAAUUUAAUUUAUUAUUUACUGGAACUUAUAUUGAUCGGCUAGAAUAUGUUACCCUGGAACAUAUUUCAAAAUAUUAAAUGUAGGCUUAAGUUUUUACCUAUGUACAAAUCUCAUAACUAAAUAAAUUAACGAAGAUACAACUCAAGUAAACAAAAAUUAUAGAGGGAAUCACUUAAAUGCGUAAAGAAAUGCAUUGUAGAUCUUAUAUCAAUAUACUAGGUCGCUUUUGAGUUGAGGCACAUACACACCAUAUCGGUCAAAUAAUUUGUGGUGAUGACCUCAAACAUUAUAUAUAGUCGAUCAAAACAUAUAAUAAAUUGUGUUACUAAUAAUAACUGCUGUUUGAUUUUUUUGUUUUGAUUUAUAGUUACAGAAUAUUGAUAUAACACAAAUGGAAAGAACAAUUUUUUAAAACAUGCGCGUCUUUAUGUUAAGAAAGUAUUAUUUACCUUUUUUAUACUCGCUUAAUUUUUCACCUUUUUAAUUAUUUGAUAAUCAAUUGGACAUAUAAGACGGAAUUGCCAAGUAUUCUCUUUUGUUUAAUUCAAAUCAGUG
Molecule: messenger RNA, 2755 nt
Organism: Mytilus trossulus (common blue mussel)
Lineage: Eukaryota; Metazoa; Mollusca; Bivalvia; Mytilida; Mytilidae
Exons: 4
Coding region: 1-1437 (478 amino acids)
Source: RefSeq, a predicted model, not a curated record